Messenger RNA from Pangasianodon hypophthalmus (striped catfish), 7434 nucleotides. RefSeq names its product pyruvate carboxylase a (gene pcxa). Gene Ontology annotation, cellular component: cytoplasm. Gene Ontology annotation, biological process: gluconeogenesis; pyruvate metabolic process. Bases 406 to 3951 code for a protein of 1181 amino acids. Gene Ontology annotation, molecular function: ATP binding; pyruvate carboxylase activity; metal ion binding. The transcript is spliced from 21 exons. The record is from RefSeq and is a predicted model, not a curated record. Lineage: Eukaryota; Metazoa; Chordata; Actinopteri; Siluriformes; Pangasiidae.
UAGGCGCGCGACAUACAGACUGGGUCAGGAGAAGUAGAUGAAACGGUGCACGCGAUGAAACGGUGCUGGGCUGGAACCCAAUAGCGAGUGAUUUCGACUCAUUAUAGAGUAGCUGGCUUCCAGAAAGUUCACUUGUAUAGUUUGCUUUUCUCUCGGAUUCACGUCGAGACGAAACUAUUAAAGGCAGCACUGCCUAUGUCCUUAAUGAUAAGCACUCACGUGCGAGCUGUAGCUCUCGAGCGUAGGCUUUAUUCAUCAGAUCAGUAGCAUUUCAGCAGCUUUGGCGUACGCAGCCUUGACAUUCACAGAAAGUUACGUCGGAUCUGGGCUUUACAGGUCUGCCGUUUUCUUGAGACACGCGAUCACUUUCCUGGCACAUAGUUUGUCUCGGUGCAAAAAGAAAAGAUGCUGCUGAAAGUGGGAGGGAUGCGUGCCGCUCUGGGCAUGCUGGCGGUGCGCAGGGCCUGCUGUCUGUCCCGCUCCGCUCAUACAUCAUCACAGGCCCUGGAGUACAAGCCCAUUAAAAAAGUCAUGGUGGCCAACAGAGGAGAGAUUGCGAUCCGGGUGUUCCGGGCGUGUACAGAGCUGGGCAUCCGGACGGUGGCCGUGUACUCGGAGCAGGACACUGGCCAGAUGCACAGGCAGAAAGCAGACGAGGCCUACCUCAUAGGAAGGGGCCUGCCGCCUGUCGCUGCUUAUCUCCACAUACCUGACAUCAUCAAAGUGGCCAAGGAGAAUGACGUAGACGCUAUCCACCCAGGCUACGGCUUUCUGUCCGAGAGGGCCGAUUUUGCUCAGGCGUGUGCCGACGCUGGUGUGCGCUUUAUCGGCCCUUCUUCUGAGGUCGUCCGUAAGAUGGGUGACAAGGUGGAAGCUCGUGCCAUUGCUAUCCGUGCUGGUGUGCCAGUGGUCCCUGGAACAGAUGCUCCUAUCUCCUCCUUGCAGGAAGCGCAGGAGUUUUCCAACACGUAUGGCUUCCCGAUCAUUUUCAAGGCGGCGUACGGGGGCGGGGGUCGCGGCAUGCGGGUGGUGCGGGAGUACGAGGAGCUGGAAGAAAACUACCAACGGGCCUACUCUGAAGCCCUGGCUGCCUUUGGCAAUGGAGCCCUGUUUGUGGAGAAAUUCAUUGAGAAGCCAAGGCACAUUGAAGUGCAAAUCCUGGGUGAUAAGUACGGGAACGUGAUUCACCUGUACGAGAGGGACUGCUCUAUCCAGAGGAGACACCAGAAGGUGGUGGAGAUCGCUCCAGCCACGCAGUUAGACCCCCACCUCAGAGACAGACUAACCGCCGACUCGGUGAACCUAGCCAAACAGGUCGGCUACGAGAAUGCUGGCACAGUCGAGUUCCUGGUGGAUAAGAAUGGAAAGCACUACUUCAUCGAGGUGAACUCUCGUCUCCAGGUGGAACAUACAGUUACCGAGGAGGUCACAGAUGUGGACUUGGUGCACGCUCAGCUGCGGGUGUGUGAAGGCCGCAGCCUGCCCGAGCUGGGUCUGAAGCAGGAUAAAAUCAAGAUCAAUGGCUCUGCCAUCCAGUGCCGUGUGACCACUGAGGACCCUGCGCGGGGCUUCCAGCCGGACACAGGGAGACUAGAGGUUUUUCGCAGCGGUGAAGGGAUGGGCAUCCGGCUAGACAGUGCCUCUGCCUUCCAGGGCGCCGUGAUCUCCCCACACUAUGAUUCUCUCCUGGUUAAAGUCAUUGCCAGCGGUAAGGACCUUCCUGCUGCCGCUGCCAAAAUGAGCCGGGCCCUUGCCGAGUUCCGCGUGCGUGGGGUCAAGACAAAUAUCCCUUUCCUCCAGAACGUGUUGAGUAAUGACCAGUUCCUUUAUGGCACCGUGGACACGCAGUUCAUCGAUGAGAACCCGGACCUUUUCAACCUCAAACCUGUUCAGAACCGAGCCCAGAAACUCCUGCAUUAUCUGGGUCAUGUCAUGGUGAAUGGCCCAACGACUCCCAUCCCUGUAAAGGCUAAGCCUUCCUCCAUUGAUCCAGUCGUCCCAGCAGUGCCUCUUGGAGCGCCUCCAACGGGUUUUAGGGAUGUGUUGCUGAAAGAAGGCCCUGAAGGCUUUGCCAAAGCGGUGCGUGCCCACAAAGGUCUGCUUUUGAUGGACACGACCUUCAGAGAUGCCCACCAGUCUCUGCUGGCCACUCGGGUGCGCACUCAUGACCUCAAAAAGAUUGCACCAUUUGUGGCUCACAACUUCAACAGCCUCUUCAGCAUGGAAAACUGGGGAGGUGCUACAUUUGAUGUGGCAAUGCGCUUCUUGUGGGAGUGUCCUUGGAAGAGGUUGCAGGAGCUGAGGUCUCUGAUCCCCAACGUGCCUUUCCAGAUGCUUCUGAGAGGAGCCAACGCUGUGGGAUAUACAAACUACCCAGACAACUCAGUCUACAAGUUCUGCGAGGUGGCCAAAGAGAACGGCAUGGACAUCUUCCGUGUCUUUGACUCUCUGAACUACCUGCCCAACAUGCUGCUGGGAAUGGAGGCAGCUGGCGCAGCGGGAGGUGUGGUGGAAGCAGCCAUCUCUUACACAGGCGACGUCUCUGACCCCAUGAGACAGAAGUACUCUCUGGAUUACUACUUGAAGCUGGCUGAUGAGCUUGUGAAGGCUGGCACGCACAUACUUUGCAUCAAGGACAUGGCCGGGUUGCUGAAACCAGAAGCUAGCAGUUUGCUGAUUGGUGCGUUGAGGGAUCGUUUUCCUGACACGCCCAUUCACGUGCACACUCAUGACACGGCGGGAGCGGGCGUGGCAGCCAUGUUGGCGUGUGCUGAAGCUGGAGCUGACAUCGUGGACGUUGCAGCGGACUCCAUGGCGGGUAUGACCUCCCAGCCCAGCAUGGGUGCCAUCGUCGCCUGCACCAAAGGAAACAAACACAACACAGGCAUAUCUCUGGAUAAGGUCUUUGACUACAGUGAGUACUGGGAAGUGGCCCGUGGUCUCUAUGCUCCAUUUGACUGCACAGCCACUAUGAAAUCUGGGAAUGCAGACGUCUAUGAGAACGAGAUCCCGGGAGGCCAGUACACCAACCUGCACUUUCAGGCUCACAGCAUGGGCCUAGGCAACAAGUUCAAGGAGGUGAAGAAAGCCUAUGCUGAGGCCAACAAACUGCUGGGAGACCUCAUCAAGGUGACCCCCUCUUCAAAGAUCGUGGGCGACCUGGCACAGUUCAUGGUGCAGAACUCCCUGACGCGGGAAGAGGUGGAAGAGCGGGCCGAUGAGCUCUCCUUCCCUCUCUCGGUGGUGGAGUUUCUGCAGGGCCACAUCGGCAUCCCACAUGGAGGCUUCCCUGAGCCGUUCAGGUCUAAGGUGUUGAAAUCACUGCCUCGUGUAGAGGGUCGUCCAGGUGCUUCGCUCCCCCCGAUGGACUUCAAGGCUUUGGAGAAGCAGCUGCGCGAGACACAUGGUGAUGACAUCACUCCAGAGGAUGUGAUGUCAGCAGCCAUGUACCCCAAAGUGUUCCAGGAAUUCAAAGAGUUCACCACCUCCUUCGGACCUGUCGACUGCCUCAACACCCGCCUCUUCCUGGAGGGGCCAAAGAUCGCAGAGGAGUUUGAGGUGGAGCUGGAGAGAGGGAAGACUCUCCAUAUUAAAGCUCUGGCACUGGGGGAUCUAAACAAGGCCGGUCAGAGAGAGGUCUUCUUCGAGCUCAAUGGUCAGCUGAGGUCUGUCCUGGUCAGAGACACCGUGGCCCUGAAGGAAAUGCACUUCCACCCAAAGGCUCUGAAGGACGUGCGGGGCCAGGUGGGAGCGCCCAUGCCAGGGAAAGUGGUCGAGGUCAAGGUCAAGGAGGGCCAGCAUGUGGAGAAAGGCCAGCCUCUGUGCGUCCUCAGCGCCAUGAAGAUGGAGACGGUAGUGAACUCGCCGCUUUCCGGCACCGUGGAUAAAGUUUACGUCAAAGUUGACAGCACCCUGGAAGGCGAUGACCUCAUUCUGGAGAUCACAGAGUAAACAGAGCAACAUCGCAAAACAUCCAGGAUACAGCUUGGAAAAUGAUCAGCUCCUGUAUGGGGCUUUACACAAGCACAGAAACAUACAUACAUACACACACACACACACACACACACACACAAUACAAAAGCCCACACAUUUUGAAGCAGAUGUAUGCACAGAUUUUGUAACUGACAGAGGGAGGGAGUUCAAUAUUUAGUCUUAAAUGAUCUACACAUAGUUAUUGCCUAAUGUAUCUGGAAAUUAGUGUUUGUGCACUGGGUACAGAAGAGUUCUUGUUUUUGUGUCAUCUGAAUCUAUUUUACAUAAUCACCUGUCAUGUGUAAUCACCAGAGCUAAUGAUCCAUGAGCUGGAAACUAGUGUCACAUUAACAUUGAGUGUCUCUUUUAAUGUUGAUGUCAUUAUGUCUUAGAAAUAUGUAGAAAUAGGAUUGUGGCGGUAAAGAGAUGUUUCAUUAAAAAAAAAAAAAGAGCAGUAAAUGAAGAGGGUAUAAUUAUGAAAUUAUGAGUAGAUUCAAAUUUGCACAAAAAUAAAUAUAAAUAGGUCUAAAAAUAAAUACAAAAAGAUCUAAUUUCUUAUCCCGUAAGCUUUUGGGUGUUGCCUUUAAUCCUGAAGAAACCAAAAGAGAAAUGAAAGUGCCCACGUAACCCGCACCUUUGCCUUCUGCCUUUUUCUGUUCAGUUGAGAUCAUUUCAGACUUUUUAUUGUUAGGUAACACAUUUCCACUCACUGACAAAAAUAUUCAUUUACAAAGCGAAGUAAUAACGUCAUGAUGAAUGUAUGGCCUUGUUAGCACAGAGCCUGAGUGCUCUGCUGUGGUUUACCCAGAAUGCAUUAGUCAGAGUUAAAGAGUUGGCUGGCUAGCCACUGAUGCGUUCUUGGCUGAAUUUCAAUUAUCACAAUGAGCACUGAUGAUGAGAUGAGGUCCCAUGAAACCCUGGAGUCCCAGAGCUCAUGCAGAAUGCAGAGUUAGCAGGAACCUCGUUCCCUGACGCUGAUCUCAAAUUAUUGUUCCAAUUUUCCCCUUGAAUGUGAAUAUAACACCAGUCCUGUUACAUUCCUCCUGGGAUCAGACGCACCAUGUUUUGGCCUGCAGAGCUGUGUUCCUUAGGUUUCUUUCCUUUUCUGUCACUCACUACAGCACUGCCACUGGAGGUUUCUCAUUUGAAGUGUUAUCUUUUGUAGCUGGGAAUCAAAUGUGAGGUUUGCAAGAGCCGUCUAUGGAGAGCACUCAACACCGAGCGUUCAGACACUUGAAUAGUGGCGAAUUGGUAAUCCAUUAGGCAACACCUGGAGUGCCUCGGCUUCAGCUUUGGAGUACUGUUAAAUUGGGGACUAACGUUUGCUCACUAUUGCUGUCUUUUAACCUAUUAACAUUAAUCUCUCAAUACAGUUGAAGAGGUCUGGUGUAACCAUGUUAACUAUGCUAAUUUUAGUCUAUAGACACAACUCACAUGCUACAACUGUAAAUUGAUGAUAUUGUAGAACUGAAAUAUCCUUGUCCCAUUGUGCACUUGUGGAAAAAUAAACUGGAAUGGCUGCUAAAGAAAUGUUCAACCUAAUGUCCCUCCACAGCAUUCUUACAACACGUUUCCCAAUGCUGAGAAAUCAACAUCGAAUCCCAUUUGCUGAAACUCAUAAAUGGAGUCUAAGGGCAGUUGUUAAAUUCUAUCAAACACUUUUAAGAGUGCAAAACUACAAGCAGUACAUCAAUAAAGGUGCAAUUAUGAGACAGAUAUGAGAAGUCUUACCAACGCUGGUCUUAUGCAGAUUUAUAUAGCUUUCAACCACUUGGGCAAUACAAUAGGAAGCAGUUCUGUUUACUUUUAAUUUCCUGAAGAUUUGUGGUAUCCAUGAGCAAUCUGUUGGAAAGUAAUGACUAACUGUAGCUGCAAAAUUUCCGCUGUAUAGAAAGUAAGGCACUAAACUGAAUCCACUUGUUUUACUUAUCUUAUUAGAGCAGUGGGUUACUUUUUACUGAUACUUUCUCAGAAAUUUAGCUUAUGUUUUAUAUUUUGUGGAAGCAUGGUGGCACAGCGGGUAGCUUUGCCACCUCAGGGUCACUGGUUCAAUCCAGAGCUCAGUUUACUGUCUGUAUGGACUUCCACAUGUUCUCCCCAUGUUUACUUGGGUUUCCUCUGGGUUCAUUGGUUUCCUCCCACCUCCCAAAAUCAUGCCAUCAGGUGGUUUGGCUGUGCUAAAUUGCCCUUCAUUGUGAAUUUGUGAGUGUAUAAUGUGCUGCAAUGGACUUACCUGUCCUUAAGAGUGUAUUCCCUCCUCACGCCAGGUUGCUCAGGAUAGGCUCUGGAAUCCACCAUGACCCUGACCAGGAUACAGUGUUUACUGAAAAUGAAUGAUUGACUUAUUACAUCUGAAAAGAUUUAUACCAAUGAAGAGCUUAAUUUACAUAUUAGUUUGAACUGAAGAAUAAAUUGUUUCUUUUAAACAGUGAUUUACUGCCCCAACAGCUACCCUUAGACUUCCAUUGUUAGUGGUUAGGUCCUUCUUUGUUUUCUCAGUACAGAGAAACAUGUUGAAAUGUUUUGUACGUAUGUGCUCCAAUCACUUUAAAAGGAAAACGUGUACAGCUGCUCAUUCAUGCUAUUAUCCAGCUGAUGUCUUUCCACUCUUCAGCUGUCCGGGAGUGAAACCCCAUGUGGUCCUUCUGCUCUUGUAGCAGAAGAUCCACCUCAGGGUUUGAUGUGUUGUGCAUACCGAGAUGCUUUUCUGAUCACCACGGUUGUAGUUAUUUGGGUUACCUUGGACUUCCUGUUAGCUCAAACCAGUCUGGCCAUUCUCCUCUGACCUUUUUGAUGUGAUCAUUGACAGUAGUGCUUGACCUGUAUCUACAGCAUACAUCUGUGACAGCAUACUGCGCUGCUGUCACAUGAUUGGCUGAUUGGAUAAUUGCAUAAAUGAGCAGGGGCAGUCCAGUGAGUGUAUGUGGUAGAUAAAGAUUGGGGUGAAAAUUUCUUGUAAUAGCUGCAUAGGCGUCUUUAUACAUUUGAGAAAAUCUCAACAGCUCUGGACUUCUCGAUAUCAUGACUAGUCACUUGUAUUUGGUCCUCAUUGUGGCAUUAACUGAUGAUUUUUUUUUUUUCUAAACAGGUUUAAUGCAGCCAAAAGAAAUAUGAAGUUUUGCUAAAUGUGUAAUGAGUUUUACUAGAAAACUGCUGUUUACUUCCUGGUGUAUGAGGGUUUUACAAAUGGAACAAAGAUGUUUCUAAAUUCCUGCACUUAUUUCAAACUGAAAUCCAGUAUGCUAAAUUAUAGAUAUUAAUAAUCAGGAUCAUGCUGGAGAGAAGUGGAUCUAAUCUUACAGGCUUGUUGGGAAUGAUAGAUUUAAUAGUGUUUAUCUCGGUGUGCGUUUAUUUCCCUGACAUAUGUUAUAAUACUGAUUUGUAAGAGUUUAUGCAAAUACUAAUUCACCAUUUGGUGUAUCUUGAAAAAACUAAUAUAAAAUAAAAAUGAUAAUGAACUGA